Messenger RNA from Condylostylus longicornis, 2704 nucleotides. Its product is annotated as basic-leucine zipper transcription factor A. NCBI's taxonomy places the organism in Eukaryota, Metazoa, Arthropoda, Insecta, Diptera, Dolichopodidae. The transcript is spliced from 4 exons. The record is from RefSeq and is a predicted model, not a curated record. Bases 493 to 2064 code for a protein of 523 amino acids.
GUUUUUCUUUACUUGAUUUUCUUUAUUUUGUUUUUUUCUUUUAUUUUUAUCUUAAUUCUGUUCUGAUGUAUGUGUUGUGUUUGUGCUCCUGUUUUUAUACCGCACCGCGGUCCAAUUUUAAUUUUUGAUUUUAUUUAAAAUUUUAGUUUUUCGAAUGGUUUUUAAUUUUUUUCUGUUUUUUCUUCUUGGUUUUUUGUUUUUUUUUUUUUUUGAGAACAUGAAAAUAAACGAAUUCAUCAGUUUAUAAUUUUCUUGCGGUCAAUAUAGAAGGGAAAACCUUUAUAUUUUAGAAUUUAUUUUUAAUUUUUUGUUUUAAAUAGAAGCUUAGAAAAUAUUUAUUGAAAAUUUUCCGCGUUUUUUUUUUUUGAAUUAUUUUAUUAUUAAAAAAAAAAUAAUUUUUUAAUUACCAUAUUUCGCUACAAUUCAAUACUUGUACUUGUGCUUUUUGUAUUCCGAAUCAAUUCGAAGAAAUCACACAAAAAGAAAAAAAAAAUGUUCGCAUCAUUCAAAUUAAAUCCAAAUAAUACAAUUAUGGAAAAAACUCCACGUUAUACACAACGUGAAAGGAAUAUGGUAUUAAAUUAUGCCGCUCAAUAUAAAGAUAUAAUUGAAAAUAAACGAACUGAUGCUGAAUCAAAUCGAAAAAAAGAUGAAGUAUGGACCACAAUAGCAAAAGAAUUUAAUUCACGUGUUUAUCAUCAACGAACAGCUAAACAAUUGCGUCAACUAUAUAAAAACAUGAAAUUAUUAUUAAAAAAAGAUCUCACAACUGAUGGACGGACUGAAAGCUUUAUGGAUAUAUUAACAGCCUUACAAUCACAAAGUGGUAAUCUUCCAUUAUUAGCAAAUCAUUAUUCAGAUGGUAGAACAAAUGGUAAAAUGAAGCAAACUAAUAAUAACAACGAUAAGGUGAAUUUAUCACAGUCGUAUAAUAACAAUAUAUCAAAUAUUGAAAGUGAUGUUGUUAUAAUAAAAAGUGAAGAUUUAAGUGAUAAUGAUCAAUCAUUUAAAAAUGAAAUGGAUGAUGAUUCACUUAGUAAUAAAGAUAUACCAGAAGUAUGCCUCGAAGAAGAUGAUGAUGAUGCAAUAUUUGAUCCUUCAUGCAUAAAUCCUGUGGCCUCGUACCUUAAUUUACAUCCAAAUUCAAAUCAUCAUAAUAAUCAUAGUCAACAGCAGUUACAACAGCAACAACAACAGCAACAAUCACAACAUAAUUUGUCACCGCAAAUUCAAUUACAACAAUUAAUUCAACAACAUCAACAGCAGCAACAUCAAUUGCAGCAACGACAGCAACAGGAAAUAGCACAAAAUCAACAACAAAAACGUUUACGGGAAAAUAAAACCCCAUCAUCUAUAAGACGUGAAUUAAGUGAUUCACCGGAACCUUUGAAUUUUAAUAAUUCUAAUGAUGAACGUAUUCAUCAUCGUAGUCUUAAUAAUAAUACUUCUUACAUGCAAAAUAACAUAAAUGGUGAACGUUUACAGACAAUUCAAUUUUCUUCUGAUCGUAGAGAUAAUCACAAUAAAAGUCCACCAUCACAUAAUAUUCAAAGUGAUUCAAAUAGUCCACCUAGAAUGAAUGGUGAUGAUAGUGGUGGUGGUAUUGAUUGUGGUAUUAGAAGGCGUACUAAUAGCGGAACAGAAUCUUUAUUUGCUUUAGCAAUUGAAGAACGUAAACGCAAAAUUGAAUUAUUAAAUGCACAAAUUGAAUAUUGGAGAACAUUGACUAAAAAAAUUAAAAUGUCGUCUACACAUGAUACAGAUUUAUCUGUUGGAUUAUGUAAUGGUACAUGCCCUUGCAGUCAUUCAGUUUCACCAACACCAUCGGUCAGCAAUAACUUUAAUAAUAGUAAUAAUAAUAAGGUUAAUAAUAACAGUAAUAAUCAUCAUAAUAAAAAUAAUAAUAAUAACAGUAACAACAAUAGUAAUAAUAAUGGUAAAAAUUAUAAUGAUGAUAAUAAUGGUAAUGAAAGUAGGGUAGAAAAUAAUAGUAGUAAUAAUGAUAAUAAUAACAACAGUACUGAUCCGGAGGCUAAAGGAAAUCAAUAUAGUGAUCAAAGCUAGUUAAUAAUGAACUCAUUUGAUGAAGAAAAUACAAGUAAAAUAAACGAUUAUAAUGACUACGAAAAUGAUGAAGUUUAUAAUGAUGAUAAUGAUGAAAAUGAAAAUAGAGAAGUUGCUGAAGUAAUUUUAAAUGAAGAUGAAAAUAGUAUAUUUAAAUUUAAGAAAAUUUAUUUAACUUUUCAUUCAGAAGAAUAAUUGUGUGCCGUUCAUAUUAAUAUUAAAUCUGUAUCUAUUAAAAGAUAAGGUUAUUUUUUAAUUUUUAAAUUUUUUUAAGUAUUAAUGUAGUUAGACUGUAAAACAUUUUUCUUUUUUUUAUUGUUUACUUAUGUUUUCAAAAGAAAUAUGUACAAAUAAGGUUCCUAAAUAGCCUUCAUUGCAUUAUUAUUAUUAUUUUAUUUAAUUUAAAUUCUUUUUUUUUUUAAUAUUAUUGAAAAUAACAAAUUUAUACAUACAUAUAUAAUUUGUUUUUAACUUAUAAAAUCUAGUCUUUUUUGUGUAAGUCAUUCUAUACCAAAAUUUAUGUUCGCUUUAGUCGUAGUUUUACAACAAAAAAAAAAAAAGUAUUUAUUUACUAAAAGAGCAUUGAAAAUUAAUCGUCUUUUUAGAAAAAUUAUUUUGAAUUUAUAAAUUAAAACGAAAA